ACGUUGGCCCAACCCAAACCUUCUUCAUCUCCUGUGAUUGGUUCUGAGAUUUUUACUACUUGACACAGUUAAUCUAUCUGCUUCUAAGUUGAAAGUGGUGGAAGCUUUUUGCCACGGCAGCAGACUGUGUAAGUGGUGGCAGAUGAGCCAUGGCUCUUACAUCUGUAUCCCUAUCUCCACCACCAUUAAUCCUCUCCAUUUCCAAGCCAAAACCUUGCCAUUCUCUUAACACCCACAACUUGUGUCUACCUUUCACUUCCUCCCCUCUAUACUUAUCCACUACUCUCUCUCCAAGUCAUAGAAUUCCUCAAAAAAACGACAAAUUUCGGAGGAGCAAUGCUACCUCUGAACAAGUUUUGCCUUCCGAAUCCACCGCACUUGAGACUUCUGAGCAGAUUGUGUCUUCAACUGGAGAUGAUGGUGUCUCCAACAUCAUAUCGAUUCUUCUUUUCGUUGCUUUUAUUGCUCUAACCAUUCUCACCAUUGGGGUAGUCUACAUAGCAGUGACAGAUUUGUUGCAGAAGAGGGAGAAAGACAAGUUUGAGAAAGAAGAGGCAGCUAAGAAGAAGAAGAAGAAGGGUGGAAAGAAGGUGAAGGUGAGAGCCAGAGCUGGGCCAAAAGGGUUUGGGCAAAAGAUUGAUGAUUUUGAUGAUGAUUGAUCAGGAAUGGCGAUUGAUGAUCAAGUAAGCUUCUCAUUGUCUUUGUAACUCAGAUUCAAUUUUAAGUCAUUAUUGAGAGUUGUGAAAUCUUUGGCUGUAUAGAAUGUAUUUUAUUGGUCUCUCAGUUAAUCGAUCAUGCCUAGGAUCAAUGAUUUUGCUUCUUGACCUGUAAUUGGUUUCAACUGGAGAAGUUGUUUAGGCCGUAAAAUAUAAAUCCCCAGUUGGGAUCAUUUGAUUAUGAAAUGUAACAAACUUGGUAUUUGCUUCUUCAAA
Messenger RNA from Pistacia vera, 932 nucleotides. RefSeq lists its product as uncharacterized. Lineage: Eukaryota; Viridiplantae; Streptophyta; Magnoliopsida; Sapindales; Anacardiaceae. The record is from RefSeq and is a predicted model, not a curated record. The coding region runs from base 150 to 659 and encodes 169 amino acids. The transcript has 3 exons.